Echinostoma caproni is the source of this 408-nucleotide messenger RNA. NCBI's taxonomy places the organism in Eukaryota, Metazoa, Platyhelminthes, Trematoda, Plagiorchiida, Echinostomatidae. The record is from the annotation of a GenBank genome assembly.
AUGCGGCAACGUAUACAACUGACUGAAGCCCACUUGAAGGCAUUGGAGGAAGUAAAAUCGAAUGGCAAUGUGAUUGUUCUAUGUCCGGAUAAAGGAUCCGGUAUUGUUGUGACGGAUAAAGUUUGUUAUAAAGAAAAAAUGCUCUCUAUUUUGAAAGAUGAAAGAGAAUUCGGAGUGGGUAAGAUAAAGAAUGAUCCGCAAAAACUGGAGAAAAAAAUCAGUAUGGAACUGAAAACUUUGUUGCAAGUGGGACUGAUUCGAGAAUCCACAGUAAAACAAUUACGACCGUUAGGAAGUCAAAUGCCACAGAUUUACGGUUUGCCAAAGCUACACGAAGAAGGUAUUCCAUUGCAACCCAUGAUGUCUAUGUGCAACUUGCCACAACACAAAUUAGACAAAAGGGGUUAG